Molecule: messenger RNA, 813 nt
Organism: Quercus robur (English oak)
Lineage: Eukaryota; Viridiplantae; Streptophyta; Magnoliopsida; Fagales; Fagaceae
Exons: 1
Coding region: 1-813 (270 amino acids)
Molecular function (GO): protein dimerization activity
Source: RefSeq, a predicted model, not a curated record
AUGGAGAUCACCGAUAAACUUUUUCAAGCUUUGCAAAGCCAAUCUCAAGACAUUUUAAAUGCCAUGCAUUUAGUUUCAUCUACUAAAGCACUUAUCCAAAAAUUUAGAGAUGAUGGAUGGGAUGGCUUACUCACCACUGUGAUAUCAUUUUGUGAGAAGCAUUGCAUUGAUGUCCUGGAUAUGAAUGCUCGUUAUGUUGUGAGGCGAGGUCGAGCUCAUAAUCAGCAAGAUAACGUUACAAAUGAGCAUCAUUAUCGAGUAAAUAUUUUUUAUGCUACAAUAGAUUCUCAACUACAGGAACUAAAUUAUCGAUUUAAUGAAGAUGCAAUGGAGUUACUUAGGCUUAGCUCAGCUUUAGAACCUCGAGAGGCAUUAAAAUCUUUCAGAAUUAGUGAUCUUUGUUUGUUGGUAAAGAAUUUGUAUCCACAAGAUUUCACAGAUUAUGACAAACAAGUGUUGGAGAAGGAGAUUUAUCAUUUUGAGCAUAAUGUAGUCCAAGAUCCAGAGUUCAAAAAAUUGAAAAGUUUAUCUAAGUUGUCUCAAUGGUUAGUGAGAACUGGAAAUUCAGAAUACUACAAACUUGUUUAUAGAAUGAGACUUGUGCUUACUCUUCCAGUUUCUACUGCUACUACAGAGCGAGCAUUUUCAGCUAUGAAAGUUGUCAAAACUGACCUUCGAAACAAAAUGGAAAAUGAUUUUUUGAAUGACUUUUUGAUGUUAUACAUUGAAAAGGAUAUAGCUUCGACAUUUAGUUUGGAUUCAAUAGUAGAUGAUUUUGAAGAUUUGAAAGAGCGUCGAGUUCCCUUUUCAUAG